Messenger RNA from Heterotrigona itama, 8914 nucleotides. The record is from the annotation of a GenBank genome assembly. NCBI's taxonomy places the organism in Eukaryota, Metazoa, Arthropoda, Insecta, Hymenoptera, Apidae.
AAAACAUCGUUGAUUUUACACUGUCGUAUACGUAUUAGAACGAACAAAACGCCGAAUAUAAAGCCGACACAUUGUUGUAUUAAAACUAAGGAGUAAAACGACGAAAAAUUAAACUAUUAUAAUGGCGCCUGACGAUUUUGAAUUCGAGGAUAUCGAUUCGGAAGUGGCGGAUGAAUUGGACUGGACGAAGCAUCCUUGUCGACGAAAUUGCAAAGACGAAACACCUCCAAUGGAAUGUCAUUACGUCUUUAGGUUAGAAGCGUAUCAUACAAUGAGCAAAGCAUGCUACGAUUGCCCAUUCAAUAUCACGGAUUGUUUUCGCGAACAUUGUAUCCCGGCAGAUGGAGUCGAAAGAUCGAUUUUAGUGGUUAACCGGCAAAUGCCUGGACCACCUAUCGAGGUGUGUCAAGGUGACAGGAUAAUAGUCGAUGUAAUAAAUUUAUUGCAUUCUGAGAGCACGACAAUGCAUUGGCAUGGUCAACAUCAUGUUAAGACGCCAUAUAUGGAUGGUGUACCUUAUGUAUCUCAAUGCCCGAUUUUGCCAGGUUCAAUUUUCCGUUAUGAUUAUAUUGCCACCGAGGCGGGCACACAUUUUUGGCAUUCUCAUUUAGGCUUCCAAAGAGGCGACGGAGUAUACGGUGCGUUAAUUGUGCGUACAUCACCGAAAGUAAAUUGGCACAAAGAUUUGUAUGAUAUUGAUGAACAUACUAUCCUGAUUUCGGAUUGGACUCAUGAAUUAGGAAUUGAUAAAUUUUUAAGUCAUCAUCAUGCAGGUGGAGACAACAAACCGCCUAAUAUUUUGGUCAAUGGUUUAGGCCGUUUCACUAUUAAUCGACACGAAAACAAUAUAUCCGCUAUAAUGCCAACUGCAACAUUUACCGUAAAACAGAAUACUAGAUACAGAUUUAGACUUAUUAACGCUGAAUUUCUUAAUUGCCCAAUCGAAUUGUCGAUCGAUAAUCAUACCCUACGUGUAAUUAGUUCAGAUGGACGUGAUAUUGAACCCGUCGAAGCGGAAUCUUUGAUAAGCUAUGCCGGCGAAAGAUUCGACUUCAUUGUUGAAACUAAUCAAGAUGUGGAUAACUAUUGGAUGCGAUUUCGUGGAUUAAUGGAUUGUGAUGAAAGAUUUACCAAGGCUUAUCAGGUUGCUGUAUUACGAUACGAAGGUGCACCUGAAAAAGAUCCAGACGGUGUAGUCUCGUAUGAACGCGAAUCAAAUGAAUAUAUAGGUCAGCGAAUAAAUGCUUUGAAUGAAGGCAUGGAAACUAAUAACAGCAUCAGUAUACCAUUGUUAAAAGCCAUGGACAAAAAUGACAAAUCGAAUAUUGCACGUCCUGAUUAUCAAUUUUACGUGUCUUAUGAUUUUUACAAGAAAGAUAAUCCUCAUUUCCAUCGCGGAAAGCUUUAUGGAUUUAAUCAAGUAAAAAAUACAAAACGAGUACUCACUCCUCAGUUGAACCAUAUCUCAAUGAAGCUACUAUCCAUGCCUUUGCUAUCUCAAAGAGAUCUCAUCGAUUCAGAUCAAUUUUGUAAUGCGAGUACUGUUCAAGACUGCGUACAUGAUUAUUGUGCUUGCACUCAUGUCCUCCAAGUAAAGCUUGGUAGUGUGGUAGAAAUAAUCUUGGUAGAUGAAGGUUUCGCGUAUGAUGCGAACCAUCCGUUCCAUCUUCAUGGCUAUCAAUUUCGUGUGAUUGCAAUGAAAAGAAUUGGCAAGAAUGUCACCGUUGAUCAAAUAAAGGCAUUGGACAAAGAAGGAGCGAUACGACGAAAUCUUGAUCGUGCCCCAUUAAAAGAUACCGUAACAGUACCGGAUGGUGGUUAUACUAUUUUACGAUUUCAUGCCAAUAAUCCAGGCUAUUGGUUGUUCCACUGUCACAUUGAAUUCCAUGCGGAAGUUGGAAUGUCGUUAAUUUUUAAAGUUGGCGAGCACAAAGAUAUGUUACCAGUACCAAAUAAUUUUCCUUCUUGCGGUAAUUGGCAACCUAAAGAUAUACCAUUCAAACCAAGUACCGCCAAUAUGUUACUAAACACUACGGAAAUUCCAAACGCAACGGAAGAUAAAAUUACUGAGAACAGCAUACAACAAUUUAUAAAGGUGUUACCGCAAGUUUUAAGAACAUUACAAAUGUCAUCCUCAGCUAGUACCUCAGUUAUUUCGCGUAUUUGUUUCUUUCUUUUUCUCAUUGCUCUUUUAUAGCUGUAGUCUGUAAGAUUGUGUAAGAAAAGGAGAAUUGUUUGUAAAUAUACUAUUUUAAUUGCAUUGUUACAGUUAAGUAAGUGAUAUACAAGUGAUAUGUAUGAAAAUUUAGUCUGGUACAACAUUCUUUUGUACGAGAAUUAACGUCAUUGUAUUAUUUUAAAUUGCCAAAUAAUCAUGUUACCAAAUAAUACAUAAUAUUUAGUAGAUAUAGAGUAUACAUUCUAACAAAAAAAAAAUUAAAUAAACUAUGAGAAAUUAAAAACAUCAAAGAAAUAUCCUUGUAAAAAUAGUUUGGUACCAAGAAAAUUUUAAUUCAUUAUAGUUCAUUAUAAAAUAUUGCAGUUAAAAAGUUGCUAAUUUCAGUUAAAAAAAAUCAAUUUGUAUAUGUUGAUAUUUAAACGAAAUUAGAAUGAAAUGCAUUUGUUAUUUAGGAAAUAUCCGUUUGUGUUCUAAUCUAUUUUCAAUUGUAAAUAGUUUUAUUUAUUGAGUAUUUCUAUACUGUGAUAUAAAUAUUAUAAGCAUACUUGUUAAAAAUUAAAUACCAUUAAUUGUUAAAAACAGUGUUCAUAAUAAGUAAUUAAUAUACUUCUUAUUUUUACAUGUAAUGAUACAUGCAAGCGAAUAGUUAAUGAAUAUUCUUAUGUCAUAUUACGUUAUUUUGUAAACGAACAUAAAAUUUGAUAUAAAAUUUAUGAGUCAAAGAAUUUUGCUUUGUCCAUCCAGUGCCCUAAAAUUUCGUGCAUGAAAAUUUGUUGAUAACUUUUUUGAGAUUGUCAAUUGUUAAAAAAAUGAUAAACGAGAAGCUUAUAUUAAUAGCUAUGUAGCAUAAUAUAUAUCAGGAGAUGUGUGAAAGGUGUCUUAAACUUUGAAGUUUAAUGCCCCAUUAUUUUGUACAUUUGUAUGUUUAAAUAUAAAAAAAAAUUAGUUCUAUUUACUUUAUUUUUUUUAUUUAUUACAUAUAUUGUCAAUGAUCAUAUUUUGUAAAUUGACAUUAAUUUCCUUUUUAACAAUUUUCAAAAGACAAAAAGUUAUAUGCUAUUAAACAUUAUUACACGUGUCUUGAGAACAUUGAGAAGGUGGACAAAUUGUAUAACACACGUCUUUUUGAGGUGGUCUCUGUAGUGGAUGUGCCAAUAGUUUAGCCAUACUAUCGUGCAAUUUUGCUGCGUUCCUUCCUACUUCUAAUAUGUAUGAAAAAUUUGUUGUAUCCAAUGUUGCUAUUUCAGAAUAAAUUUCUUCACAUAAAUUUUCAGAACAGGGUGGUUCGUGUACAUAUAAUACAUCUAUGAAAAAAUAUGGAUUUUUUGUAAGAGUAUCUAAAGGCUUUUUGUCAAGAUGAAAUUUUGGGAUGCUAUUGGAACGUGAAUACACUAAAAUUAUUCUGACAACGAAUGUUGGAACAGCUGUGUCAGAUUUCUUAUUUGGCAGAGGUAAUUUUUGUUCUAUCUCAUCGAACAUUUGUCCAAGGUCGUAUGUUUUUUUAUCUUCCUCUAGGAAAUCAUCAUUAAUAAAAUUCAAAUGAUUAACAACACUGUUGGUGUUAUUGGUAAAAUCGCAUAUCCAUUGAAAGCUGUGAGAAUUCAAGAUCAUUAAUCCAUAUUCAUGGCUAUGCUGGAUGACAGAUUUAAUGUAAAUAAAAUUUUCUAUAGUUCGUUUUAUCAUGAACAAAGGCAUAUAGCUAGCUCCUGUAGACAAUUUGAAUGGUGUACAAUUCCUCUCUCUUGCCGUAUCGAUUACGAAUAAAAUUUUCUCAGGUAAAUUCAUUCCUGAGAAAUUUCGUAACAACGUAUUGUCUUCAUCGGGCUUGAAAUCCGGAAUGAAACACGAGGCGCUUUCAAUGUUACUCAUUUUCUAUUGAAUGUAGGUUAGCAUUUCCGAAAAUUUUAUCAACAAGUCAAUAUCCUUUGUUGAUCACUUUUGAUGCAUUUUCCUAACAUUAUUGCAUACAAACAAGAAUGCAAUUGGUUUUUCCCCGAUGAACAGCUUUAUUUCGCAGUGCUUUUGAUUGAUUUUGAAUAUAACACAAUAUAAACGUUUCUUGUUAUAAUAUGCUUGCACUGAAAGAUUAUGGUAGCAGCGGCGACGAUAACAGUGAACCCGAAAAUGAAAGUGAAAAUAAAAAAAGUGAGGUUAACUGUAUCGUCGAUUCUAUCAACGCUUCUACCGUUAAUUCUAUUCCCGCAGAAAAUUUGGUUGCAUCUCUAAAUAUGCAAAUUUGUUCCGCACCCGAAGUAAUACCAAUGGGAACAGAAUUAUGUAUAAACCAUAUAGAUUCAACCGUGCAAGAGAUAAUGCACAACCCUAAAUAUGAAGAACUUUUUGCACCGGAUAUUGGUCCAGAAAAUCCAUUUAAAACGCAACAACAACGUGCUGUAAAAAAUAUGCUUUCUGGAUAUGUUGAGAAAGCUCAUAUAAGCGAGUUUCAAUUUGAAAAUCAAAGGAGAACAUUUGCUAGUUAUGGGUAUGCACUAGAUCCAACUGUAGAUGGUAGUGCAGAAGAAGGUAAAACAAUCAUUGGUGCAAAAGAUGCUGCUGAAGAAUCUGGUGGUAAAACUGUAUUUGAAAGUACAACACUAAGGGCUUCUGACAAAAGAAAACGUCACAGGAAUGAUGAUCCUGCAGAUAUAGAAGGAUUUUUAGGUCCGUGGGGUGGAUAUGUAGAUGAAAAACGAGUUAUUAAACCAACUGAGGAAGAAGCCGCGGAAUUAGAAGAAAUAUUAGCAAAAAGAAAUAGACGAGGAAAACCAACAGAAGAAAAACCACUCGAAGAGAAAACAGUAUUACAUAUUAAAGAUAGUGUGGAUUAUCAAGGCAGAUCAUUUUUACAUGCACCACAGGAUGUUGGCGUAAAUUUAAGAUCAGAAUCACCACCCGACAGAUGCUUCUUACCAAAAGCACAAAUUCAUACUUGGGAAGGACAUACCAAGGGUAUUUCACAAAUCAGAUGGUUUCCACGUACUGCACAUUUGUUACUUUCUAGUAGCAUGGAUUGUAGGGUGAAGUUGUGGGAGGUUUAUAAAGAUAGAAGAUGUAUCCGAACUUAUUAUGGUCAUCGUCAAGCUGUAAGAGAUAUAAGCUUUGAUAAUGAUGGGAAAAGAUUUUUGUCUGCUGGAUAUGAUCGUUAUGUAAAAUUAUGGGAUACAGAAACAGGUGGUUGCAUAAGUCGAUUUACUAGCAGAAAAAUUCCAUACUGCGUGAAAUUUAAUCCUGAUCCAGAUAAGCAACAUUUGUUUGUAGCGGGCACCAGUGACAAAAAAAUUAUUUGCUGGGAUAUCCGUUCUGGUGAAAUAACACAAGAGUAUGACAGACAUUUGGGGGCUGUAAAUACGAUAACAUUCGUAGAUGAAAAUCGAAGAUUUGUAACAACAUCGGAUGAUAAAAGUUUAAGAGUAUGGGAAUGGGAUAUACCGGUCGACAUGAAAUACAUAGCUGAUCCUUCGAUGCAUUCUAUGCCAGCAGUUACACCCUCUCCUAAUCAAAAGUGGUUAGCAUGCCAGAGCAUGGAUAAUAAAAUUGUUAUAUUUUCUGCAUUAAACAGAUUUAAAAUGAAUCGCAAGAAAACAUUUACGGGUCACAUGGUUGCUGGUUAUGCGUGUGGUUUGGACUUUUCUCCUGAUAUGAGUUACCUUGUGUCGGGAGAUGCGGAUGGAAAAUGUUACAUUUGGGAUUGGAAAACAACGAAAUUGUAUAAAAAGUGGAAAGCACAUGACGGUGUCUGUAUCGACGUAUUAUGGCAUCCUCAUGAACCUUCAAGAUUAGCUACAGCAGGUUGGGAUGCAAAAAUAAAAUAUUGGGAUUAAGAGCAUUAUAGACUGUAUUUUUACAGAAGUAAUUUCUGUUUGUCUAUCUUUGUAUUUGUAUCUGUAUUUUAUAUUAUAUGUAUAAAUAGAUUUACUUUAUAUAUAUAUUAUUAAAAAUACAUAAUUAUAAAAACGUAGGAACUUUCGAUUGUUCAAAAAUGAUUCAUUGCUACUAUACAAAAUAUACAUAAAUAUAUAACUAUUUUAAAUAAUAAAUCAUAUUAAAUUUUUUAAUGUUACUGGGUCAAUUAGUAAAAUUUUUAUUAUAAUUCUUUUACAUUCCGUUUUUAAUUAGUCACACACAAGUGAUAUAAAAGUAUAUUUCAUUAAUGAUUAUUUCAUUUUUUUUAUAAGCAGUUAAAAUUAAAAUAUUAUAAUACUAUUUGAAAUAAGUGCAAAAUUUUAAAUAAUUUCUAUUAUAUAUAAAUACUUUUUAAAUGACAAACUUUCUGCCGUUCUAUGGCGGUCGUAAAAAUCAAUAAUGCGCAUCAUGAUGUCUGCCGUUUUUGUUUCAUAUGCCGUUGCAAAUUUGUUUACUGUUCUCGGCAAAUUAAAUCUUUCAAAUCUAAUUGUUAAAUUGACGAACGCUUAACAAUAUAUGCUCUUUUAUUAUUAAAAUUUAAUAUGAUAAAUCGAUUCGUGCAAGGAUCUUGAAAUUGUACAAAUAUCCAUCAAGUCACUAUUAAAUUAGAAGGUAAUAAUAAGUUUUUACUUAUAUAAGUACUUAUGGAUACAUUUUAUUAAUACGAGUUUUACUUGUACGAAUAAAUUUAUUAAGUUCAAGUAUGGAUAUAUAUUUAACAUUUUCGUUGAACACGUGGACUGUUGUAUGAGAUGUGAAAUUUUAUUAAAAAAAUAGAAAGAAAUCAAAUCAAUAUAAGAAAAUCUAUCUACUUGUCUUUAUAAAAACAAAGUGAAAACAAAUAUUACAUGUGUACGUCAGUAUGUAAUUGUACAAAUAUCAUUUGUAAAGGUGACAAUAUGCCUGUAAAAAUAUACAUAAUAAAAAAUCUACAUAACAUGAUAGGUGUAAUAUAAAAAUGGAUGGUCCUGGAUUAGGAUACUCGUAUCAUCUUCCUUCUGCAGGAUGGAAUUUUCGAGUUAGAAAUAUACUUUCACAGUUCAGUGAUCUUUUCAGUGAAUUCAAUAAGUAUAUUGCACCUGCCUAUCAUCAUGAUCGUUGUGAAAGAUCAGUUCAAAUGCGAUUAUAUUCUAUGCACAAGAGGGAAUUUGUUAUGGUAUUUGUUGCCUUUUUUGCAUGUUUUGGAUUAGCUGUAUUUAUUGGACUUGCAGGUCCUCCUAUCACUUCUACAAGUGAACAAAGAGCUCAUGUAAAUGGUAGUGAAAUUGCUAGUGGCCCUUUUAUUAUGAAAACCCCUUUAUUGUCUACAUAUAGUCAACAGCUAUGGGUCAUUGCAAAAUUAUUAACAUCUAAUAAUGAUGAUGAAAGAUAUGACAAAAGUUUUCAAGUGAGUAUCUCCAUAGAUGGUAUUACCAUUGAUCAUAAACUUAUACCUGUUCUGCCUUCAGAAACUGGUCAUAAUAGAACUAGACACUUGAAAUGUGAAAGACAAAUGUGUGAAGAACUUGUAGUUGCUCAUCUAGGAUUUCUCGAUUACAAUUACUAUAUUAUUACUGUUCGCUUUCAUGGACUCGAAAGCUUCCAUCAACGUUAUAACAUACGCGAUCUCACAUUCUACUGUUGGUUUGGACAUUCACUACGAAAGUAUCCAUUACACGAUUGGUCAAUAGAACAGAAAUGGAUUUCUAUACUACUUCCCUUGUUAAUUUUAUACAAUAAUCCAUUAUUUCCAAUGACAUUUUUAGUCAAUUCUUGGAUACCUGGUAUGAUAGAUGCAAUUCUACAAACGACAUUUCUUUGUGCAGUUCUCAUGUUUUGGUUAUGUGUUUACCAUGGUUUAAGACAAAAUGAAAGGCGUCUUAUUACAUUUUAUUUACCAAAAGUUUUAGUAGUGGGCUUAUUGUGGUGUUCAGCAUUUAUUUUAGCAACAUGGUUGCGCUGUACAGAAUUAGAAGAUCCCACUUAUAAUUAUGUUCUUGAUACAUCAAAUUAUUUUGUAAGUUAUCAAAAUAAUCAAUGAUUAUAUGUUUAGAAUACAAUAUUUUUAUUUAAUACUUUUAUUUAAUACUAAAGAAUCUACAUGAUUAUAGGGUUUCAAAGUAUUCUUCUUCACAGUAGGAGGAUUUUACAUAGCAUAUCUUCUUCUCUUAAUAUUAAGAGCAUAUAGCGAAUUGAGAUCUAUGCCAUACUUUGAUCUUCGUUUACGUUUCUUGACAUUGCUUGCCGCUGUGGUUUCAUUGGUUUGUGGUUGUGUGACAGCACGACAAUUUGGAGCUGGUAUUUUUGAGGAUAGCUUCGCCUCCCGUCUUACAACUUAUUAUCGUUCAUCUGCGCAAUUCAUGGCUUUAUAUGGUCUUCUAAAUUUUUACCUAUAUACGAUGGCUUAUGUGUAUGCACCGGCAUAUCAACAAGUAUAUGGGCAACAUUCUUCUAUAACUAAGGAUAACCCUACAUUUUCUAUGAUUAAUGACUCCGAUGAAGAAGUCAUAUAUGGUUCAGAUGAAGAAAGUCGACGGCCUUUAACUCGAACGUCUCGAAUUGCAAAUAAUAAUAAUUAAUCAAGCCCAAUUGUUCAUCGUGAAUGAGGAAGAUUUUUAAAGCAAAGAAUAUGGUAACAACAAAAUGUUAAAAAUAGUAAUCGUAAAUAGUCUUAUGUUGUAAAAUAAAAUACACGAAGAUGAAUAAUUUAUUCUAAGUAAAAUUUAAUAAAAUGAAAUUCAUUCUUUGCACGUAUUUAUAUCCAUACGAGAUAGUCACUCAUAGAAUUCAUUAACAUAAAAAUUGUCAAUAUUUUAAACUGUUAUAGUUUUAUGAAAAAAAUCGUAUAAUAAU